This is a messenger RNA of Diospyros lotus (date-plum), 1800 nucleotides long. Its product is annotated as serine/threonine-protein kinase PCRK1-like. Bases 209 to 1492 code for a protein of 427 amino acids. The transcript has 5 exons. Gene Ontology annotation, biological process: protein phosphorylation. NCBI's taxonomy places the organism in Eukaryota, Viridiplantae, Streptophyta, Magnoliopsida, Ericales, Ebenaceae. The record is from RefSeq and is a predicted model, not a curated record. Gene Ontology annotation, molecular function: protein kinase activity; ATP binding.
GGGAUUUGUGGUUGGUGAGCUGAAUUCCAGCUGCCUAGCAUUGACCUGUAGCUUAGAUCAUGGAGUGCUCCUUGGCCACGCCCUCCUUUUGAUUCUGUGCCUGUCCUCAAACUCCCCAAGAUGGCUUCUUUUGAGGGUUAGCACUUGCAAUAUUGUUCAACUAAUUCUACCUGAGAUUCUAGGAGUAUAGAUUGGAAUUUUGGGGGCUAUGAAGUGUUUCUCAUUUUCAAAUGGAGAUAAAAAUGGUGAAUCAAAGACUGCAAAGUCUACCUCGGGUCGCUCCUCCACUUCCACAUUAACUGAUCGAGAGAUGAGGAAAUCUGGAUCAGAAUUUAACUCCCAGAAUGCAUCAGAUGUAAGCAUUGAAUCGUCUACAAGGAUAUCAUUUACAACUCUGUCUCAAAAACCGAGCAAUCUCAGAGUCUUUACAGUGGCAGAGCUCAAGACAGCCACCAAAAAUUUUAGCCGGUCUCUUAUGAUUGGAGAAGGUGGGUUUGGUGGUGUUUAUAGGGGUGUUAUACGGGAUGCUGAGGACUCAAACAAAAAGAUUGAUAUUGCAGUCAAGCAACUCAGCAAAAGAGGAUUGCAGGGGCAUAAGGAAUGGGUCACAGAAGUAAAUGUCCUGGGGGUUGUUGAACAUCCAAAUCUUGUCAAGCUUGUGGGCUAUUGUGCUGAAGAUGAUGAGAAAGGGAUACAACGGCUCUUGAUCUAUGAAUAUAUGCCCAAGAGGAGUGUGCAGGAUCAUUUAUCAAGUCGGUUUCAGACACCUCUUCCAUGGAUUACAAGAUUAAAAAUAGCCCAAGAUGCUGCUCGUGGCUUGGUAUACCUCCAUGAAGGAAUGGAUUUUCAGAUUAUAUUCCGAGAUUUCAAAUCUUCAAAUAUCCUGUUGGAUGACCAAUGGAAUGCAAAGCUUUCAGAUUUUGGAUUGGCCCGGCUGGGACCUUCAGAUGGAGAUAGCCAUGUAUCAACAGCGGUUGUGGGAACUGUUGGAUAUGCGGCCCCAGAAUACAUCCAAACCGGCCGCCUCACAGCCAAGAGUGAUGUCUGGAGCUAUGGAAUCUUUCUCUAUGAACUUAUCACUGGUAGGCGUCCCUUGGACCGAACCCGGCCAAAGAAUGAGCAGAAGCUCUUGGAUUGGGUCAAGCCACACCUCUCUGAUAUAAAAAAGUUCGAAAAGAUUUUGGAUCCUCGACUUAAUGCAAGAUACUCACUCAAGUCUGCCCAGAAGCUUGCGGCGAUAGCCAACAGAUGCAUGGUGCGGAAUCCAAGAUCACGUCCCAAAAUGAGUGAAGUUUUAGGCAUGGUGAACCAAAUCGUGGAGGCAGUUGAAACCGGAAACCCUGAAGCCCCUAUAGGGAGCCCACCCAGAGAAGCUAACGAGAGUACUCUUGGAGAAGGUAUAAAAAAAUGGUUCGUUGAUCCUUUAGUGGGAGAAUACAGGUGGUUGAUGUUGCGUACAUGGAGGCGUAGGCCUAUACCGACUACUAGUUGAAUCAAAAGACAAGGAAAAAAACAAAAAAACUGACAACAUGUGCAUUUACUCACACAUUCUACCUGUUUUUAGUGCUUAACAAUUGUAGAGGUUUUCUAUUUUGUUUGGGAUCAAUGUGCAUUACUACAAAUGUUGAGAUCCUGCUGCUAGUGUUCUGUUGCUCCAAAGUAGGGGCAAUGUGUUGCAGUUUGUGUAAAUGGAUGUCGACUUCUGGGAGCAAACUUUGGAGUGUUACCAAUAAUUGGUCUCUACAUACAGGUUCAAAGGUAAAACGAAGACAAAUGCUAUAUCCCCAUUUGGGUUUUCUA